AUGGUAUAUGGAGGAAUGACCGUUGACGCGGUUGAACUCAUAGGCGGCCAUGCCCCGAGCACUUGCAGAUUGAAAGGUGCGAAAAGGAGCCCAGAGUGGACGCCAACACCACCGGCGAGCAAGCUCCAUAAUCAUCAGCGUCGGACUGGGGUUUCUCCUACUAGGCCCCACCACCAUCGCCGCCCAGGAGUCGGACGGCGCGACGCCCGACAGAGCCACAGGCGAUCGCGGAAAGAUGGCCUAAGACGAAGGCGCGCGUGUUCAAUCUGGACCUUUGGGGGAACAGGCGACCACUGCGUGAAGCUAGACAACCAAGCAUGGAGUUAUCAAGCUCGAUGGCCCUCUUCUCAGACUCACUUGUUCGGCUGUUCAAUUCGCUGCUGCACAUUAUGGACUAGCAGCGGGGUAGUCCUGGAGUGA
Messenger RNA from Aspergillus niger, 420 nucleotides. RefSeq lists its product as hypothetical. The transcript has 3 exons. The coding region runs from base 1 to 420 and encodes 139 amino acids. The record is from RefSeq and is a predicted model, not a curated record. Lineage: Eukaryota; Fungi; Ascomycota; Eurotiomycetes; Eurotiales; Aspergillaceae.